AUGUCCUCCACCUCUCCCACCUCCCCGCCAAAGCGCGACCCGGAUCCUGCAUCCGCAAACAACCAGGCCAGCUCCAGCUCCGCACCACCUCCGAAGCGUACUCGCUCUAGGAACGGAUGCCUCGUCUGCCGUGCACGCCGCAUCAAGUGUGACCUUGAGUGCCGUCGUUGCAUCAACUACUCGGCGCAAUGCGUCUACCCCGUCAAGAAGGCAUUUGACCCGAAGGCCGUCGAUGCUGCCCUUGGCAGCAGGCACAACCGCCCGUCCAACAUGGCCGCGACUGCUGCUGCGUAUCAAGACAACUUCCUUCCUCCCCGCCAGACACCUUCCCCGCCGCUGAACCAGAUUGACCAGCUCGCUCAUGCCGGUCCCUCACACGACCAAGGCCCGUUCCGCAACUCGUCGAUCCACCUUCCUCCGCGCGCCGACCGCAGGCGCCUUCUCGAUUCGGUGCAGCCUCUGGAAAUGGUGCAUGCUCUGUUCCGCAAGACAAAGAUGGGCAACUACUUCAACAACCCGAACAUCUCGCCUCCAGAGUUCCUCAGCCAUGCCUUCCCCGAGCCCGAGGACUUGAAGUGUCUUGCGCAUGCGUUCAGCUACGCACUUAGCAUCACAGUCAUCGACGAGGACCACAACCCGUGGAUCGAGCACCUCGCUCCAAUGUUCCUCUUCCCGUCGGGUGAAGCACCAUUGAGCGUUAGCGCCCUGAAGUACUCGGUGCUAGCAAUCGGAGCGACCCACUUGAGCUUCUUUGAAGCCGCGGCGCGGUCGAGCGAGGCGGAACACACACUCGAACUUUCGAAGCGCUACCGCCAUACCGCCCUCGGCCUGCUGCGGCAAGCCCGCAGAACGCCCGGAGAGCUGGGGCACGACGCCUUCCUCGCAGCCAGUCUCAUGAUUGUGGACAAUGAUCCGUUGCGCUAUGCCAAGGCGGCUAUCGCACACCGUGGUGGCGCCGGGAAUCUGCUCUUUGGGCGCGACUGGCGUCAGUAUAGCCGACGAGGCGUCGAUGCGUUCUUGGAUGGUAUCAAGCCUCCACCGCCUGCGCGCCGAUACCUUAUCGAGCACGCAGUCAUGCACGACCUCCUCUCGUGCUUCUCGACGGGCGACCCUCCCACGGUGCUCGACCAGGAUUCGUCGUGGUGGGAGCUUCUCGGAACAACAGGCUCGACAGAUCGGGAGUGGGAGAGUCUCGAGUCAUUGGUUGGGUUCGACCGGUCGAUGGUUCGCCUGGCCGCAACCGUCCUGACGCUCUACUCUCGCUGGCGCAAGUUCGAGGCGCACUACCGACCGCUAAACGAACUCGAUCCCGCCGUGUCGUUGCACAGCCCGGCUGCCAUGGAGCGCAUGGAGCUCUCGCGCCAGUUGACGAACGUUCAGGUCGAGAUGUCCACGUGGCGAUCGGAGGCACCUGCUCGUUACAUGGCGCCGCGCACAAUGAUCGGCUCGAUGACGCUCUGGCACGGGAUGCAGAUCAUUCUGCUCCGCGACAUGCAGAAGCGCGGGCGCGACGAUGCCGAUGUGCAGUCGAGUGCCUCGGCGAUCCUCGAGCUCUGCAUCGAAGUCGGCGACAAGGUCGAGUUCCUCAACUGGAGUUUGAUCGUCGCUUGCUCCGUGCUGCUGGAUCUUGACAAGCGCAACGUCGCCCGCGGCGUCAUGAAGACGUUUGCCUACCAAUGCUGUCAUGAGCUCGAGGUGUCGCGCGAGAUCAUCGAGGAGAUGUGGAAGCGCAUCGACCAGGGUUACGACGACGAGAGUUCGAACUGGCGCGAGGUUGCAAUUGAGAUUGGACGGCCGGCGAUAAUCGGUUAG
Molecule: messenger RNA, 1812 nt
Organism: Trichosporon asahii var. asahii CBS 2479
Lineage: Eukaryota; Fungi; Basidiomycota; Tremellomycetes; Trichosporonales; Trichosporonaceae
Exons: 4
Coding region: 1-1812 (603 amino acids)
Biological process (GO): positive regulation of transcription by RNA polymerase II
Cellular component (GO): nucleus
Molecular function (GO): DNA-binding transcription factor activity, RNA polymerase II-specific; transcription cis-regulatory region binding; zinc ion binding
Source: RefSeq, a predicted model, not a curated record